Messenger RNA from Eremomyces bilateralis CBS 781.70, 2247 nucleotides. RefSeq names its product TPR repeat protein. The record is from RefSeq and is a predicted model, not a curated record. The coding region runs from base 1 to 2247 and encodes 748 amino acids. NCBI's taxonomy places the organism in Eukaryota, Fungi, Ascomycota, Dothideomycetes, Eremomycetales, Eremomycetaceae. Gene Ontology annotation, molecular function: catalytic activity; ADP binding; protein binding. Gene Ontology annotation, biological process: nucleoside metabolic process. The transcript has 4 exons.
AUGGGCGUCGCCUCCGCCACGGCAGUUGCCAUGCAAAUGAAGUCAACCUUCCCAGCCAUUCGGUUUGGAAUGAUGGUAGGGAUCGGAGGCGGCGUUCCGGACAAACAAGCAGACAUCCGGCUCGGAGACGUUGUUGUUAGCCAACCGGGGAAUGGCCAUGGCGGGGUGAUCCAGUACGAUUUUGGAAAGUCGACGCCCAGCGGAUUCGAGCGGACGGGAUUUCUUAACUCCCCACCCCUGAUUCUCCUCGGUGCGGUCACGAAGCUGCGAUCCAACCAACGCCGAGGGAGAAGUAAUCUAUCGCCACAUCUGUUGAAGCUUAGCAACCUCCCGGACUUUGCCCGCGACAAAGCAGGAAGCGAUGUGCUAUUCGAAGCGGAGUAUAAUCACGUCGGAGAGGACAGCUGCGCAUCAUGCGCAGCGACACGACGAAUACAGAGGGAGGAGCGGGCAAACAGCACGCCUCUGGUUCACUACGGCACGAUCGCAUCAGGAAACCAGAUCAGCUCGGAAUUUAGAGGGGUGCUGUGCUUCGAGAUGGAGGCGGCAGGCUUGAUGAACAACUUCCCUUGCCUAGUGAUCCGCGGCAUCUGCGACUACGCCGACUCGCAUAAGAACAAGAAAUGGCAACCAUACGCGGCUGGAACCGCGGCGGCGUACGCGAAGGAGCUGCUGUCGGUCAUACCUGUAGCAGACGUAGCGAAGAUGGCGACGGUCGAUGAAGCAACGAGAGAGCAUCUUCCUUUCCCGCGAAAUCGACAGUUCGUUGGUCGAGACACCGAGCUCGAUGUGUUAAAGAAAAAGCUCCUUAUAGACAAGGAAUGCCAGAAAAUGGCUCUUGUCGGCCUCGGUGGCGUCGGCAAGACGCAGACCGCGCUCGAGUUCGCGUACUGGGUUAGAGGAAGCUAUCCAGACUUCUCUAUCUUCUGGUUACCAGCGCUGAGUAUGGAGACGUUUGAGCAGGCGUGCACGGAGAUAGCAAGAAAAUUAAAGAUGCAUCAGUCGGAAGACGGUAAAGAGGAUGUCCGGAAGCUUGUACAGCAAGGGCUGAGCGAGAAGACCAAAAACAAGUGGUUACUGAUUAUCGACAAUGCCGACGAUAUGGACCUCCUUCGCGGCGUCGAGCAAGGGGAAGGUUUAUUAGACUUUUUACCAGAGAGCGACAACGGCCUAACUUUGUUCACGACCCGGCAUAAUGAAGUUGCCCAGUUUGUUGCGGGGGGCGAUGUGAUUGAAGUCGAAAAGAUGAAGACACAAGAGGCGAUAAACUUACUGAAGAAGUCGUUAAUCCUAAAGCACCUACCUAGCGACGAUACGCUUAUAACGAACCUCCUCGUUGAACUGGACUAUCUUCCCUUAGCCAUCACUCAAGCGGCGGCAUACAUCAACACGAACAAAAGCUCUAUCUCUGAGUAUCUUCAGUUGCUCAAGAAUUCAGAGCAGGACGCCCUCGCGAUCAUGAGCAUUGAAUUUGCCGACAAUACACGAUACAAAGAGUCGGUGAACGCGGUGGCAAAGACUUGGAUAGUCAGUUUCAACCAGAUUCUUAAGCACGACACGAUAGCAGCAGACCUUCUCGACUUUAUCUCUUGCAUUGAGUGGAAGGCGAUUCCAUAUACAAUCCUACCUACUAUUCAGCCCAAAGUACGGAUGGCGACUGCUAUCGGCAUGCUUUGUUCGUACUCGCUUCUGGAGAGAUGGGACGACGGCAAGAUGCUUGACAUGCACAGGCUUGUCCAUUUGUCAACGAGAAUAUGGAUUCGUCAGAACGGGCGUGAAAUAGAGACGAGUAGGGCGGCACUACAACACCUCUCGGAAGUGUUUCCGUCUCACGAUUACACGAAUCGUGAGAUCUGGCGACAAUAUCUGCCGCAUGUGGCACGUAUAGACCAAAACCAGCACUGCCAAGAUACCGAGGCGAAGAGCGAGCUCUGUCUAAAAGUGGGACUGUGCUUAUACGUUGAUGGGAGGAUGAAAGAAGCUGUUAUCUGGCUGCGGGAAUCUCGCGAGUGGGGGGAUAGAAAUCUGGCUGCAGAUGACGCAGAUCGGCUGGCGUCGCAGCAUAACCUCGCCCGAGCAUAUCAAGCAAACGGACAGGUCAAGGAGGCGAUGCAUAAUCCUUUUAUGCUUGCCUGGAUUGUUAUCGUCUCGAUGGGAAGUGUCUACCUGCGUGGCGAACUGCGCAAACUUGCACGCUAUAGCGAUUACAUCAUUGAAAAGAUUUCUAGCAUCGUUAUAGGACUCUAA